Molecule: messenger RNA, 1883 nt
Organism: Phalaenopsis equestris
Lineage: Eukaryota; Viridiplantae; Streptophyta; Magnoliopsida; Asparagales; Orchidaceae
Product: transcription factor PCF6-like
Exons: 2
Coding region: 510-1343 (277 amino acids)
Cellular component (GO): nucleus
Molecular function (GO): sequence-specific DNA binding; DNA-binding transcription factor activity
Source: RefSeq, a predicted model, not a curated record
UUUCCACUGUAAUAGCUAAGGUUAGUGAUAGUGCGAGCUUAUUAUGAUGAAAAGGCAAAGAAAAUGUGGAGUGGGCUACACAACUGUUAGGAAUAGAUAUCCACCACAUGUGCAUAUUAUGCAACACAAACCUUUUCCUUUUUAGGGUUUCUGAGAAUGAAGAAUCUUUUCCUUUCAAAAAGAAGAUAUAUUGCAUUUUUAUAAGAUUGAAUUUCAGCUGGAAGCAUCAAAUCUUGAAGAAGCUUGGAAGAACCAGAGACGUGGCUGAAUUUUGCGGCAAGAUUUCUUCAUUUUUGCCUACUCUUAUCAUUCGUAUGAACACAUGUAAUUAGUUUCUCCUUCGUAUAUCACUUUCGAUUUGAACAACCGAUGGCUUAAUCAUCAGCAUAAAAGAGACAGUCACUUACCAAUGGCUUAUUUUCUUGAAGAAGUCACUCAGCUUUUAUAUGGACAAAAUGAAUUUCCAACAAACUGUUCUCAGUGAUGAGAAAUAGAUCGGUACUCUUAAAAUGGUAACAGAUACGAGAGAAAAAGAUCAGUUUCUAAGCACUGAUAAUACAGAAGACAAUUCAACAAUCAACAACAAGACUGCAACUAGCUCAAACAGCAGACUUUGGUCAGCCCUUAUAGAUCCAAGAAUUGUUAGAGUUUCAAAAGCAUUCGGAGGAAAAGAUAGACACAGCAAAGUAAGCACAAUAAGAGGGCUCAGAGAUCGUCGUGUAAGGCUUUCAGUCCCUACAGCUAUACAACUAUAUGACCUCCAGGACAGACUGGGUCUUAAUCAGCCCAGUAAAGUUGUAGAUUGGUUAUUGAAUGCUGCUCGACAGGAAAUCAACAAGCUUCCACCUCUCGACUUUCAAAAUUUCAUUCACUUUCAUCAGUCAUUUGAUCAAUCUUCAAAAGCUAAGAAUAAUAACCACGAUCAAUGUUUGAAUUUUGAAAGACAACGCCAAGCAGCAUCACCAAGUGCAGCUUUAAUCUAUCAAGAUGUUGGUGUAUAUAAUGCAGAGUCUCAAUUUCAUCAAGAUCAUAAUCUUCUGUAUGAUAAUAAUACAAGAGGAGGAGGAGACCAAGCUUUGGGUUUGAUUGGUAAUGGAGGCUUUCCUCAUGCAUCUUACUACCACUGUCCGGAACAAUCAAACAGAAGUACUUGCUUCACACAGUUUGGAAUCAUUUCAUCUCAAGUGGAUGCAGCUCCUGCAGCAUUGUUUUCUUCUUACAUGACUAGCACUGUUUCCAGUGAGUUAGAUGGAAUCUCAGCUCAGCAAAAUCUUCCUCCCAACAGUAGUGCAGUAUUCAAAAACUCCUUUCAUCCAGGUAGCCCAAAAGCUACACCAUUUUAAGUAGUCUGUAUAUGAGCUUCGGUGGCUGAAAACUAUACAGCAUUUCGUUGGUGAAGAUAUGAGAUUUGUAGGCGCACAUGGCCCUACUUAUAGAUAUGCAAAUAAACUAUACGAAGCGUGCAUGUGAAUGCAAAGAGGAUGCUUAUAGAGAAGCGUGGAGUCACGUAUAGGAAUUGCCUGGCUCUGCAGAUCUUGUUGGCAUCUAUUUGAACCUGAAAUAAAUCUCUACACCAUUUGUGUUUCAUUAAGAAGGUAGUCUUCUUUUGGGCACGAUGGCAGCUACAACCAUACACUGAUUAAGCGAGAAGUGGCGUUGCAACGAAGAGUCGGGCUAACUGGGUUACAGAUCUAUAGUGACAUAUUCUGCAAUAAAUACAUGAUUGCUUAGUUGCUUUUCCUCAUGAUGAACAGUUUAUAGUUCAUUUGAUUUUGAAUCUUCUGUGCGAGGGCCUGGUAUGUUUAAUUAAAUGUUAUAUAUACAAAUAAAUCAGUAUGCAAGUAAUGAAUGGGUUUUUAUAUCGGAAAAUGGCUAAUUUUUUA